AUGCAGAAUGAGAAUAGAAAGAAGCGGGUUCCAGGUAUUCAUGCACAUGUAGCAGCGAUUAAUGAGCUGAGGCAGGAGCUUGGGCGAGUGAAUGCAUCUGUGGUUGAGCUUCGAGAGAAGAUAUCUGCGGUGUACAAGAACGAUUCUGAGAAUGAGGUCAAGCGCGGGCUGUAUGACAAGAUUGAAGUUCUUGGCAAGGAGAUCAGUGAGCUGAAGGAGCAGAGGCAGAAUGCGUUUGAGCAUAAGGCGAAAGCACUUGAUGUGUAUGAGAAGUUUAAAGGCGACAUGCAGCCUGAGAAAGGAAAGGUAAAGAUGCUGAGUGCGACUGAUAUUGAUGCGCGUAUGAAGGAGAUUAACAUGAAGCUGAUAAGCAGUAAGCACGAUUCGAAGACCGAGAAGAUGUUUGAGAGCGAGAUUGAGGAGCUUAGGAGGCAGAAGAAGAAUAUUGGGAUGAUGGAGCAGAAGAGCAGGACGCUGAUUGAGAUCCGAGGAAAUCUUGACGGUCUCAAUGCAGAGAUCAAGGAUUUGACGAAGAGAAUAAACCAAAAGCAGGCGACGAUUAAUGACUUGAAGGUAACGAUUAAGGAGAUCAACGACAGCCAAAGCACAAUCAAGAACCCCAUUGUUGAAGGGCACGAGAAGAGUAUAAAGGCACUGAAGGUAAAGAGGAAUGAAAUAUCCGAGAAGAUAAAGAUGCAGCAGGAGGAGAUAAGGAAGAAGGAGAUUGAGCAUGACAAGUUUCUGGAGCAGUUAGCUCUUGCACAGGCGGUUGAGAAGCAGCGAGACGAUGUCAAGCAAAGGAUUCAGAAGUUAGAGGAGAAGAAGAAUGUUUUUUCAAGUGAAGAGUGCACGCUUGACCCGUCGAAGUUUGACUCGGUGAUAUUCCGAAUGCGUGCCAUUGAUGUGUCUAGCGGGAGUGUGAGUCUUCCGGUUGAUCUUGCGCUGUAUUUGAGUCAGUUCAAGAUACCGAUUCCGUCUAGUGCGGAGCAGCUUGAGUCUACGAUUUCUGCAUUGCGAGUCCAGAAGGAGAACUUUGCUAGCCAGGUUGUUGGCAAGAGGGAGGAGAUUGCAGCAAAGAUAUCUGAAUUGGACAAGAAGAUAUCUGAGGAAAAAAGCAUUCUUCAAGGCAUGCCUCCAAGUGAUGUGAGACUUUUGAAGCCCAAGCGCGAGUAUUAA
Messenger RNA from Ordospora pajunii, 1176 nucleotides. RefSeq lists its product as uncharacterized. The record is from RefSeq and is a predicted model, not a curated record. Lineage: Eukaryota; Fungi; Microsporidia; Ordosporidae. The transcript has a single exon. The coding region runs from base 1 to 1176 and encodes 391 amino acids.